GGCUCAAGCCAGUCUGACCCGCGAGAGCUGCAACGCCCGACCCCUCCGCGGCGCGCGCGACGCCACCGCCCCACCCCGACGUGCCAGCGAUGCUCGCCCGGGCGGCGCAGGAGCGCGCGGAGCUCGGCGAGGCGAGCGAGCAGGAGCAGACGCUGCUCCAGGAUGCGGCGCGCGCCCGGCGCUCGCCACCCUGGCUCGCGGCGGGCGGCGCGGCCGCGGCCGUGCUGCUCCUGGCCGGCGCGGGCGCGGGGGCGCUGCGCCUGUCGCGGCGCGGGGCGGCCUCGAGCGCGGACCGCUUCCUGAGCAAGGAGGCCGACGCGGACGCCGAGGGCAACCCGUACGCCACGGAGCCCUGGAACGCCACGUUCUCCGUGGUGUUAUCCGGCAAGGAGGGCGGCGCCAAAAGCAACUUCACCGUGACGGUGCACCCGGACUGGGCCCCCGAGGCUGCGAAGCGCCUCCAGGACCUCGUGGCGAGCGACGUGUUUGACGAUGCCCGCUUCUUCCGGGUCGUCCCAGACUUCAUGGUCCAGUGGGGGAUCCCCGCCGACCCGGCGGUGGCCAAGACCUGGAGGGAGAAGAAGAUCCCCGACGACCCCGACGCGGGGCACAGCAACGAGAAGGGCAUGCUGACCUUCGCGACGGCGGGGCCGGACACCCGCACGUCGCAGCUCUUCAUCAACUACAAGGACAACGCCUUCCUGGACAGCCAGGGCUUCACUCCCGUGGGCAAGGUCGUGGAGGGCAUGGACGUCGUCGAGGGCAUCCAGAGCAAGUACGGGGAGGAGCCCGACCAGGGUGAGAUCCAGGAGGAAGGCUCGGGGGGAGAGCGAACGCGGGGUCCGAAGGGGGCACGAGAAGCGCUGCAUGCAGCAGGCUUCGGCCCCGCCUCCCAGCGCGUCGUCUGAUGUAGGCGCACUGCCGGCUUCUCCGGGCGGGCGGCGGGAAGUCCAGCUGCAUGCGGCUGUUUCCCUGCUGUCCCUCCCCUUUCGCCCCCCCUGGCAGGCAAUGCAUACUUGACGAAGGAGUUCCCAGACCUGUCCUACAUCCCAGAGCGGGGUGACUGGCAGUUUCCCUGCAGGGAGCAAGUAGCCUGACGCUCGUUGAGCAAAUGAUCUUCCAUUUCGGCCAGGGUGCGCUCCAUCAGGGGAGCUCGUCCUCCGCCUCCUGGAGGGGGGGGGGAGUCCCCUCCUCCAGGAGGAGGAUGAUAUUCGGGUUAUCCGUGCCCGCCGAUUUGUCAUAUCGCCUUGUGGCUCCCAGCCUUCUGUUUCAAUUCGAUCGGGUCAAACGGGCCCCUGUGGAGAGUGCGGAACGCCCUCAAAGAAAAGCACACGCCGGCUUCGGUGCAGGACGCUGCUCGCUCAUACCCGAAGAGCCCCGAGCCCGCCACGGUUCUUCCC
This is a messenger RNA of Prorocentrum cordatum, 1400 nucleotides long. Lineage: Eukaryota; Dinophyceae; Prorocentrales; Prorocentraceae. The record is from the annotation of a GenBank genome assembly.